Messenger RNA from Saimiri boliviensis boliviensis (Bolivian squirrel monkey), 1286 nucleotides. It is a transcript of the gene ARR3, whose product is annotated as arrestin 3. Lineage: Eukaryota; Metazoa; Chordata; Mammalia; Primates; Cebidae. The record is from RefSeq and is a predicted model, not a curated record. Gene Ontology annotation, biological process: G protein-coupled receptor internalization; visual perception; signal transduction. Gene Ontology annotation, molecular function: G protein-coupled receptor binding.
GAUCUCUCUCCCCAGAAAAGGCUCAACAUCAACUAUAUAGCCAACAUGUCCAAGGUGUUUAAGAAGACCAGCUCCAAUGGGAAGCUCUCCAUCUACCUGGGGAAACGGGACUUCGUGGACCAUGUGGACACAGUGGAACCCAUUGAUGGUGUAGUCCUGGUUGAUCCCGAGUACUUAGAAGGUCGAAAGUUGUUUGUCAUGUUGACAUGUGCCUUUCGCUAUGGCCGUGAUGACUUGGAUGUGAUUGGUCUGACAUUCCGGAAAGAUCUGUAUGUGCAGACCCUGCAAGUGGUCCCAGCUGAAUCCACCAGCCCUCAGGGGCCCCUCACAGUCCUACAGGAGCGACUGCUGCACAAGCUAGGGGACAAUGCCUACCCCUUUACCCUGCAGAUGGUCACCAACCUGCCCUGUUCUGUGACACUGCAGCCAGGUCCUGAAGAUUCAGGCAAGCCCUGUGGGAUUGACUUUGAGGUGAAGAGUUUCUGUGCUGAAAACCCAGAGGAGACAGUCUCCAAGAGAGACUAUGUGCGACUGGUUGUCCGGAAAGUACAAUUUGCACCACCGGAGGCAGGCCCUGGCCCCUCAGCCCAGACCGUUCGCCGCUUCCUUCUGUCAGCUCAGCCCCUACAACUCCAGGCCUGGAUGGACAGGGAGGUUCACUACCACGGAGAACCCAUCGCUGUCAAUGUUUCUAUCAACAACUCCACCAACAAGGUCAUCAAAAAGAUCAAGAUUUCCGUUGACCAGGUCACUGAUGUUGUCCUGUAUUCACUAGACAAGUACUCCAAGACUGUGUUCAUUCAGGAAUUCACGGAGACUGUAGCUGCUAAUUCCAACUUCUCCCAGAGCUUUGCAGUUACCCCAAUCCUGGCUGCCAGCUUCAAGAGACGGGGCCUGGCACUGGAUGGGAAACUCAAGCAUGAGGAUACCAACCUGGCCUCUAGCACGAUUAUUAGACCAGGAAUGGACAAAGAGUUGCUGGGGAUCCUGGUGUCCUACAAAGUCAGAGUCAACCUGAUGGUGUCCUGUGGCGGCAUCCUAGGAGACCUGACGGCCAGUGAUGUUGGUGUGGAGCUACCCUUGGUCCUGAUCCACCCGAAGCCAUCUCAUGAGGCCGCUAGCUCUGAGGACAUAGUCAUCGAGGAGUUCACACGGAAAGGCGAGGAGGAGAGCCAGAAGGCUGUGGAGGCGGAGGGAGACGAGGGGAGCUGAGCACCUUGCCCUGGUGCCCGUCUGUGUGGGAGCCCCCACUGUAACACUCUAAUAAAUCGGCUUGUUCAGAUGUG